Messenger RNA from Hippocampus comes (tiger tail seahorse), 1198 nucleotides. Its product is annotated as thiosulfate sulfurtransferase/rhodanese-like domain-containing protein 2. The transcript has 3 exons. NCBI's taxonomy places the organism in Eukaryota, Metazoa, Chordata, Actinopteri, Syngnathiformes, Syngnathidae. The record is from RefSeq and is a predicted model, not a curated record. The coding region runs from base 641 to 1198 and encodes 185 amino acids.
GCGACGGCAGCACGACCUCACUUUCGGCGUGACUCGACCGCAUCGGUGUCCAAAUGCACAUUAACCCUAUCCAAAUUCGCCAUGUUUUAUGCAGUCCAGAGAGGCUUCACGAGGAGCAAUCUUUGAAGUCGUCGAAGGACCCAGUUUGCAAACUGUCUUUCUAGCAUUUGUAAACCACGUGCCGUCGGGGUGCGUUUGUGUGACGUCAUUCGUUCGUAAACGUAGCCUUCGGAGCACGCAGUCUACAUGGUAGACUAAGAAUAUGGACACCGCCAGAGAUCGCCGGGAAUUUUCAAAUGUACUUAUGGCGCUAUUUCAUUGCACGUAUAUAGGCCAUAAAAUACAUAGAUCAGAUGUUCUUUGUUUUUUUAUGGAAUAAUAAAAUGCAUUACAUUAAAUGGUAAAUGGGCUUUUACUUAUAUAGCGCUUUUUUACCUUUGGUACUGAAAGCGCUUUCCACUGUUACCUCAUCCACAGCAUCAGGAGCAACUGGGGGUUCAAUAUCUUGCUCAAGGACACUUCAAUAUGGUCGCAAUGGCCGGCGGAUACCGUGGCAAUUCAGCUUUCAGGUGGUUGAUACUUAAGAGCAUUGCUUGCCAUUGCUCGCGGUCUCUGGUUUAGCAGGUGGCGGUAUGCAACAAUGAGAUGUAAUCCGCCAAAAACUAGAAGAAGAAGAAGUGGUGCAACCGCUUCUUCUGUCCGGCCAAUCCAAUGGGAGCUCGUUUGUCGACAAGAGAAAACAAAUAAAUAUAAACUGUUAAAAAACAUGACUUCGGUUUGCUCAGAGUUCUUAGACUGGAACCUUGAAAACGUAUGUUCGCCUAACGUACUAAAAGAGGAGAAGCAGCUCUGUGCGUCGCUCAGAAGGUUCUACAACCUAAGCAGAAGGAAGUCCUUCGCUGCCUUUGUGGCAUCCAAGCAGGAAGCAAGUCUCGAGGUGGUGGGCAGUCCAUCCUGGUGCUGCUGUGGCUGUGUGUUUGCUGAGCAAGCUGCUAUUCACCAACACGUCGCCAGACUGCAUGGCAGUGAAAUUCAACAGCUGGCACGAGCCCAGUACAAUCACUCGCUUAACAAAGGCCAAGAAGAAAAAGACAACGCCAAACCACACAAUGAAAGCUCGUCCAUGGAGGUCACUGCGUGGAUGCCAGUGGGGACCCCGAAAGAGCCGGCUCUUUUUAUAUGCAACAAUGAGAUGUAA